AUGACGGCCGGGCAGCAGCUCCGCCACGCCCCACCGUCCCUCCACCCCGACUUCGUACCGGCCUACGCGCCACCGGAGUCGGACAGCGACGAGUCGUGGGUCUGGUCCCAGAUCAAGGCCGAGGCGCGCCGCGACGCCGACGACGAGCCGGCGCUCGCGUCCUUCCUCUACGCUACCGUGCUCUCCCACCCCUCGCUUGAGCGCUCCCUCGCCUUCCACCUCGCCAACAAGCUCUGCUCCUCCACCCUCGUCUCCACGCUCCUCUACGACCUCUUCGUCGGCUCCCUCGCCGCGCACCCCACCAUCCGCGCCGCCGCCGUCGCCGACCUCCUCGCCGUGCGCUCCCGGGACCCUGCCUGCGCCGGCUUCUCCCACUGCCUCCUCAACUACAAGGGCUUCCUCGCCGUCCAGGCCCACCGCGUCGCGCACGUCCUCUGGGCGCAGAACCGCCGCGCCCUCGCGCUCGCGCUCCAGUCCCGGGUUGCCGAGGUCUUCGCCGUCGACAUCCACCCGGCCGCCACCAUCGGCAAGGGCAUACUCCUGGACGCCGCCGUCAUCGGCGAGACCGCCGUCGUCGGUGACAACGUCUCCAUCCUCCACCACGUCACCUUGGGCGGGACCGGCAAUGCGGUGGGCGACAGGCACCCAAAGAUCGGAGACGGAGUUUUGAUUGGCGCCGGGGCGACGAUACUUGGCAACGUCCUCAUUGGCGCCAGCGCCAAGAUCGGUGCUGGGUCCGUGGUGCUCAUCGAUGUGCCCGCGACGAGCACGGCCGUGGGGAACCCCGCGAGGCUCAUUGACGAUGACAUUCCGGGGGAGUCCAUGGACCAUACCUCCUUCAUACAGCAGUGGUCCAACUACACCAUCUGAACCUCCGGCCUCCUCUGUAGCUUGUAAUAUUAAUGCCUCAUCACCUCCCUUUCCUUUGGAUCGUCAA
Messenger RNA from Lolium rigidum, 937 nucleotides. Its product is annotated as probable serine acetyltransferase 1. Gene Ontology annotation, molecular function: L-serine O-acetyltransferase activity. The transcript has a single exon. The record is from RefSeq and is a predicted model, not a curated record. Gene Ontology annotation, cellular component: cytoplasm; cytosol. Lineage: Eukaryota; Viridiplantae; Streptophyta; Magnoliopsida; Poales; Poaceae. Bases 1 to 870 code for a protein of 289 amino acids.